Molecule: messenger RNA, 1836 nt
Organism: Patiria miniata (bat star)
Lineage: Eukaryota; Metazoa; Echinodermata; Asteroidea; Valvatida; Asterinidae
Gene: hmgcs1
Product: hydroxymethylglutaryl-CoA synthase 1-like
Exons: 9
Coding region: 331-1821 (496 amino acids)
Biological process (GO): acetyl-CoA metabolic process
Molecular function (GO): hydroxymethylglutaryl-CoA synthase activity
Source: RefSeq, a predicted model, not a curated record
ACGAUCACGCGAUCCGACCAUGAUGAUUGUAUCGAACGAAGUGUCUGAAGUGUGGUGGGCCGGCGAUCUGGGCUGACCCGUACCAUACCAUUAAUCUUCGACUUUGUACGGGUGCCGGGCUAAGUAAACUCUGAGGUUUGGGAUGGAAAGCUGACUGGUGGUUUAGUCAUUUCGUUUGAGGGUAUUCCGGUUGCAGGUCGCGGCGUUGAAGUUGUGGAACGAACGUUACGCCUUACGCUGCACUGAAGUCUGUAGUCGUGUAGCGACACAUUGACAUCAUCAUUGAGCAAGAUUAAAAUUGCUGAACAUUCCGUAUUGAGAAAGCAAACAAUGCCAAGUCCCAACGCCAUGAGGAACACAGACGGGCGCUGGCCUGACGAUGUCGGCAUCAUCGCGACUGAAAUCUACUUCCCCUCCCAGUAUGUGGACCAGGAGCACUUGGAAGUCUUUGACGGGAUACCGGCGGGCAAGUACACCAUCGGCCUGGGCCAGAGCAAGAUGGGUUUCUGUACGGACUGCGAGGACAUCAACUCGCUGUGUCUGACGGCGGUGCAGAACCUGAUGGAGAGGAACCAGAUCUCUUACACCGACGUUGGGCGACUGGAGGUGGGCACGGAGACCAUCGUUGACAAGUCGAAGAGCGUCAAGACAGUCCUGAUGCAGCUCUUCAGAGACUCCGGCAACACCAGCGUGGAAGGAAUCGACACGACAAACGCGUGCUACGGGGGAACGGCAGCGCUGUUCAACGCAGCAGCGUGGGUUGAAUCCAGCGCAUGGGAUGGUCGUUACGCUCUGGUUGUCGCUGGCGACAUCGCGGUUUACGCCACCGGAAAUGCCCGCCCAACCGGAGGUGCUGGCGCCAUCGCAAUGCUCAUAGGACCUGACGCUCCACUGGUUUUAGAACGAGGACUAAGACACACCCACAUGGAGCAUGUCUACGAUUUCUACAAGCCGGACAUGUCGUCGGAGUACCCGCGAGUGGACGGCAAACUGUCCAUUCAGUGCUACUUGGGGGCGCUAGACAAGUGCUACCAGGGCUACUGCGCUAAGGCCGAGGCCCUGAUGCAGAAAGAGGGCGACACCACCCGCUGCAGCUUGGACAAGUUUGAUGCCGUUUGUUUCCACAGUCCGUUCUGCAAGCUGGUCCAGAAGUCUCUGGCUCGCCUGGUUCUCAACGAUUUCUUGAGAGAUCCUCACCCCAACACGGAGGAAGGCGGACGCUACGCAGGCCUGAAUGGCUACAAGGAUCUGAAACUGGAAGAGACGUUCUUUGAUCGAGACGUUGAGAAAGCCUUCAUGAAUUGCAGCAAAGAGAUCUUUGCUGCCAAGACCAAACCGUCCCUCCUCGUUGCAAACCAAGUAGGCAACAUGUACACCCCCUCGCUGUAUGGUGGACUGGUCUCGUAUUUGGCCAGUUGUAGUCUCGAGGAGUUGCCCGGCAAAAGAAUCGGGCUGUUCUCUUACGGGUCCGGUCUUGCUGCGUCUCUUUUCUCCCUUCGCGUCCGCGGCGACGUGUCCCCCGGAUCGCUCCUGUGGAAACUCCGAGCCAGUCUGGACGACCUGAAAUUCCGGUUGGAUUCCCGGAAAUGCGUGGAGCCAGCUGUGUUCGCUGACGCCAUGAAGUUGAGGGAGAACACGCAUCAUCUAGCUAAGUAUGCUCCAGUUGGUUCUGUCGAUGACCUCUUCCCUGGUACCUGGUACUUGACCUUUGUCGAUGAGAUGCACAGAAGGAAGUAUUCCCGCAAGCCGCUGUCGGACCUCCCCUCACCCAUGGUUGACUCCGCCCCUGUGUCUUCCCCAAUCGAGACUUUGGUGAGUUAAAAAAAUAACAGUUCC